UGCAGCUGUAGUUUCUCUUUUGUCAGAUAAACCUCACCAGUUUCUGUCUGACUGCAGAGUUCAGCGCGUCUGCAGCGGAAACACAAGAAAGAGAACCCACUCCACAGCAGAUACAGCACGCGAUGCUUCAGCAACGUUUCUCACAACUCAUCUCCUGUGAAGACCUACAUCUUGCCUUAAAGUGUGGAUAGCGGCAGACGACAGCAAAAAAGUAUAAUUUACUGGCCGUGGGAAUGAACUCCAACACAACAUACAGCUGUGAUUGGGUGUGUUGGGUCCAGAUGUGCGUGUAUGUGCCCAUUCUGGUUUUCGGUUUCCCUCUGAUCCUGGCUGCUCUGUGGCAGUUGCUCUUCCGCAUUCGACGCUGGAGCGAAUCCACAGUUUACCUCAGCAACCUGAUCAUCAACGACAGCCUGCUAAUGCUGUCCCUGCCCUUUAAAAUACACGCCUACAAGAAGCACUGGAAACUAGGCCAGACUUUCUGCUCCCUGCUGGAGAGCCUGCUCUAUGUCAACAUCUACGGCAGCAUCAUGCUGAGCGUGUGCAUCGCGGUCGACCGAUACAUCGCUCUACAGUUUCCAUUCACUGCACGCUGUUUGCGAUCUCCACGCAAGGCAAUGCUCGUGUGCCUAAUCUUGUGGAUGGUGGUCUUUGGAUGCAGCUUCCCCAUCUACAGACUUCAUGAUAAUCCAGCAAACAAAACGUUGCGUUGCUUUGAGCAAUUCUCCAACUCAACUUGGACGAAAAGUUGGAUUCUGGCAUCUAUGGAGACCGUGUUUUGCAGCAGCGCCUUAGUGAUGGUGUUCUGUUCCAUGCGCGUGGUGCAAAUCCUGCACAAACUGAGGGAGCGCUACCCUGGAGAUUCCAAACUGCGCAACAACAAGAGCAUGAAGAUCGUUCUCAGCAACCUGGUGGUCUUCCUUACAUGCUUCAUUCCUUACCAUAUAGCAGCGCCCAUAUACUUCUAUGCCAAGACAGGUGAGUGGCAUCAAAACACCAUCGAUCAUCUACGCUACUUUGUUCACAUAAGCAUAUGCAUUAGCAAUGUGAACAUCUUGGCAGAUGGCGCAUGUUACUAUUUCAUCCUUAAAGAGAACCUGGAGUCUGCGCAGCGAGAGAGGAGAAUGGCUAUACGCGUCAGAGAGACACGCAUACGUGGAUCAAAGAGUUUAACGUUUGGAGAAAUACAUAAUAGUACGCCCAAAGCCACUGACAAUACGGACAUAUGUGUGGAUACUGGUUUUACGUAAAGAUAUUCACCGAAACUCAUGGAGAGCAAAUUUAAUGAUGAUUAAUCCUACAGGAACACAGCAAAGGAAGACAGUAAGACAUGCUCGUAUAGUUGAGUAUGCAGGUGGAUGGGAAGUACAGUAUAUACACACAGGAUGUGUGUUUACAUGUGAUGUAGAUGAAUUUUUGGGUACUAAACAAAAUCGCAGUAACUCUUAUGCACUGGAAUUUUAUCACUGCUUUUAAUCUGAAACUACGACAAUUUCCUUCUGGAACAUUCUUGUAACAAAAUUGAGCGGUGAAAUCAC
This is a messenger RNA of Sinocyclocheilus grahami, 1538 nucleotides long. Its product is annotated as lysophosphatidic acid receptor 6-like. Gene Ontology annotation, molecular function: G protein-coupled receptor activity. Bases 234 to 1250 code for a protein of 338 amino acids. The transcript is spliced from 2 exons. NCBI's taxonomy places the organism in Eukaryota, Metazoa, Chordata, Actinopteri, Cypriniformes, Cyprinidae. Gene Ontology annotation, biological process: phospholipase C-activating G protein-coupled receptor signaling pathway; positive regulation of Rho protein signal transduction. The record is from RefSeq and is a predicted model, not a curated record. Gene Ontology annotation, cellular component: plasma membrane.